Molecule: messenger RNA, 3219 nt
Organism: Zerene cesonia (dogface butterfly)
Lineage: Eukaryota; Metazoa; Arthropoda; Insecta; Lepidoptera; Pieridae
Gene: NTPase
Product: ectonucleoside triphosphate diphosphohydrolase 5
Exons: 11
Coding region: 187-1566 (459 amino acids)
Biological process (GO): nucleoside diphosphate catabolic process
Cellular component (GO): membrane
Molecular function (GO): UDP phosphatase activity; GDP phosphatase activity
Source: RefSeq, a predicted model, not a curated record
AUUAUGUGAUAUUGUCUGUCACACAAAAACUAAUUGUUUUCUAGGAUUGUGUGAAUGUAAUGUGAUGUUUUUGUGUCGAUAAAUAAAUCUCUGGAAAUUAUUAUUUAUUUAUUUUUAUAAUGGCCAAAAUAGAUGUAUUGAAAUCAAUCAAUUUAUAAAUAGUCAAGGUUGUGAUGUUUACCCACUAUGGGAAAAUUCAGUACGUACAGGUAUUUAGAGUUAAAAGAUGAUACCUCUACUUCACAUAUCAACAUAAGAUCAAGAUCUCUGAAGCAGCCGCGCAGCUUCAAAAAGGUGUUUAUUUUCCUGCUUAUCUUAGCACUAUGUGGCACAUAUUUGUUGGGUCUUUUCGCGGGCCAGACACAGUGGUUCGAUGGGUUGGCCAAGAGCCUGGGUUAUGAGAGCGUGUACCACCACGCCGUGAUCAUAGACGCAGGCUCCUCCGGGUCCAGAGUGCUGGCGUAUAAGUUUAGGGUGCCGUUUACAGUAUUCGGUCAAGCGAACUUGGAUUUAGUCGACGAAUAUUUUGAAGAGAGCAAACCCGGUCUGUCUUCGUACGUCGAUGAUCCAAAGAAGGGCGCGGACACAAUAGUGCAACUGAUAAAGAAGGCGGAGUUCCUAACGCCGCCGGAAAAGCGUCGCUCGACUCCGCUGGUGGUGCGCGCCACGGCCGGGCUGCGGCUGCUGCCGGCCAUGAAGGCGCAGAUGCUGAUCCAGGAGGUCGCUGAUGCUAUCGCUAAGUUAGGUUAUGAUGUGGGUCCUAACGGUGUGGAGAUCAUGGACGGUUCGGAUGAGGGCAUUUUCAUCUGGUACACUGUCAACCUGCUGCACAAUCUCAUUGGUGGCGAGACGAUGGCCGCCAUGGACCUCGGCGGCGGGUCCACGCAGAUCACGUAUCAGCUGCAAGACUCGGACAGGAAACAUUACGCGGCCGGCGACCAGUUUGUCGUGCCCGCGGGCGAAAACAUCACCCUGUAUACGCACAGUUUCCUUAAACUCGGUCUGUUAGCUGCGAGACACGGUGUGUUCAAGAUGGAAGCUGGAGAUAAUGAUACUGACGAGUUUGUCUCGGUGUGCGUCGACCCCAUUGUGCAGAAGGAAAAGUGGACGUAUGCUAAUAGACAGUAUACUAUCAGCGGCGCCCCGCGGCCGGACGGCAUGAAGCGCGAGGCGGUGUACGCGCGCUGCGCGGCGCUGGUGUCGCGCUACGUGGCGCGCACGCUGGACCGCGCGCCGCGCGCGCCGCGCGGCAACGUCGCCGCCAUGAGCUACUUCUAUGACGUGGCGGCCGACGCCGGCCUCAUCGACGUAAUGACCGGCGGGCGCGUGUCGGUGGGCGCGUACCGCUCGGCCGCGCGGCGCGCCUGCUCCGCCUCCAACGUGGAGCAGCCGUGGGCCUGCGCCGACCUCUCCUACAUCGUGGCGCUGCUGCACGACGCCUACACUAUGAAGGACGACGAGUCUGUCUCGUUGUUCAAAAAGGUGAACGGCCACGAGGUGUCCUGGGCGUUAGGGCUCGCGUACACUACGGUGAUGAACAAAAUUACCGCCGCGCCUGCCGCCUAGUGUGCGCCGUGCCUUACAACAACUGUGCACCAAGCUUUAUUCUGCAUUUAUACAACAUAAUAUAUGAAGCGAUUGAAUCAUCAUUUAUUUUAUUAAACUUCAUUAAAACUUGGUGCAGUCAGUGUUUUUACUCGUAAAGCUAUUCCACAGUUUUUGUAAAUUUUAUGCACCGAAUAUUCUAAAAAGUAAGAUGUGCAAACAUACAGACGUGAUGUUUUAUUAUAAACACGUUUUAUAUGCAAUAUACAAAUUUUUAUUUACUCGGUUGUGUGUGUGUUGGAAUUUUUGACGACGUUUUUUAUCUGUACUGACAGCAGCGAAGGUUCGGUUCAUAUUUUAUAUAUUUGCUGUCUGUGCGAUUUGUUAAAAUACCUCCUCGUGCGACACAUUAUUAUUUAAGCAAAUAAGUUUAAAGACUCAGGGAGUUAUGAUACAUUUUAUAAGCCUUUAAAAUUUGUGUUGUGAUAAAAUCUAGCUAAUGUUUCUAAUUCAUAAAAUAUAUAAUAAUUUUAUAAAGGCCAAAUUCCCCUCAUUUCUACUCGUCUACUAGGCUAUAUUUUUCUCUACCAUAAAUUCUAAACUAUUCCAUUUUUUACACACAUGUAAGACUUUAGAUAGCUAUAGAUUGUAGAUAAAUUUCAUAAACACCAGUAUAUCUAUAAGAAUCACUUAUAAAGCUUCAAAUGCUGUCUGUUAUAAUUAAAUCGCAGUCUAAUAAUCCGUACGAAGACGUUUAGACAAUCGUGCACAGGCAAGGGGCAAGAUGCGAUAAAUGAGCCCGAUCUACAUACGCCAUGUUGUUUGCAUCUCGGGACACUAUUAGGGGUUGCCGCGUAUGGUUUUAUGAUUGAUGUAUUUGAUUAAAGGGAUAUGUUAUUGCGUUGUAAAAAUGAUACAUAGUACUUGUACUGUGAGAGGUAAGUCGUCAUCUCGUGUUAACAAGGAUUUGCGUUUUCUUCAUCACUAUGUUGUCGAUAUUGAGUGACAACCGUGCCAUAGUCUAGACGUUUUCAAAAUUUACCUCGACAUGCAAGACGUUGUCCUAAUGUAUUCUUCUCUUUAUGCUGUGAUUAUAUUGAGUCCAUACCCUUAUCAAUUUGUUUACGAAUUAUGUAUAAUGUAUAACAUCCUUUACAUGUUUAUUGCUAUGAUUAUGAUUAAUGCUUUAGCCCUCGCAAUUAUUUUAAUACAUUCAUUGUACUUUAAAUAAAGACAGAGUGAAGACUUCUAUUUACUUUAUUAUUUUUAAAUUGUGAAUUGUCAUGAUGACAUUUGUAAUGUGGGUCAUAUAGUCUGUAUUCCAUUAUUUCCCGCCAUCGAUCGUUAACAGAUUACUGUUAAAAUUACGGGUUUCAUAACCUGCAAUAAAAAAAAUGUCUACCUUUUUUAAGUAAGCUACGCAAUAACUGAAAUUAAUAAAAUUUAUACUUUAACACAAUUAUUACACGAAUCUUAUGAUGGAUGGUGUAUGUACGUUUGUAUGAAAUAAAGUGCUAUUGAAAAUAUUUUUUAUGAGAUGAUUAACUUUCAAUUUUUGACACGAUAUAUUAAAUGUCUUUAAGUGAAGCUUAAGUGCACUGUUCGUGUAUUUUGUAACGAAUACCUGUGUUAUGUGUAAAUUGUAAAAAAUUUAAUAAAUGUUGGAUUUAAAAG